CGGCGGCGCAGGGCGGCGGGGCCCGGCCCGUCUGCGCCCGCGGGACGGCGAGGCCCCGGGCGGCCGAUUCGGGCCCCGGGAGGGUCGUCGGCCCGAAGUGAGUUCGUCCCGUAGGCCCAGAGCCGGCUCCCCGAGAACGGCGGCCCCGCGAGGCGGAGGAGGAGCAGCCCCCGCCCCGGAGCCCUCGGGAGCCUUGAGGCAGCUCGGCGGGUCCCGACGGGGUCCACUGUUAAGAGUCUGUACGCUUUUCCAAGAGCAGCAGAAAAUGAAUGAAUCCCAGGGGCCAGUGUCAUUCAGGGACGUGGCCGUGGACUUCACCCAGGAGGAGUGGCAGCAGCUGGAGCCUGAUGAGAAGACCACGUACCGAGACGUGAUGCUGGAGAACUACAGCCAUCUCGUCUCCGUGGGGUACGACAGCACCAAACCGAACGUGAUCCUCAAGUUGGAGCAGGGAGAGGAGCCGUGGGUCGCCGAAGGAGAACUGCCAUGUCAGAGUCAUCCAGAAGAAGUCUGGAAAGUUGAUGACCUGAUAGAGAGAAUCCCUGGAAGUGAAGAUGAACAUUCAAGGCAAGCUAUUUCUAUCAACAACAAAACCCUGAUUGAAGAGAGAGAGAAUGCAUUUGAUAAAACGUGUAAUGUGGAAACAAGCCUUGUUCCUUCAAGCAUAACAUCUCAUACUUGUGUCUCAUGUGGAAAGAAUUUAGAGUCUACUUCAGAAUUAAUUAUUAGUGAUGGAAGCUAUGCAAGAAAGAAACCUGAUGAGUGUAGUGAAUGUGGGAAGAUGUACCACAGAGGGAAACCCUAUGAAUGUAAUCAAAAUGGGGAAGGCUAUUCUCAAAAUGAAGAGAGUAUUCUUCAGAAAAUUCAUAUUUUGGAGAAACCCUUUGAAUAUAAUGGAUGCAUGGAAGCCUUAGACAAUGAAGCUGUUUUUCUGGCUCAUAAGAGAGCUUAUAUGGGGGAAAAGCCCUACGAGUGGAAUGACUCUGGGUCAGAUUUCAUCCAGAUGUCAAAUUUUAAUGUAUACCAGAGAUCGCAGAUGGAAUUGAAACCCUUUGAAUGCAGCGAAUGUGGAAAAUCUUUCUGUAAAAAGUCAAAGUUAAUCAUACAUCAGAGGGCCCACACAGGAGAGAAACCUUAUGAAUGUAACGUAUGUGGGAAAUCCUUCAGCCAAAAGGGGACCCUCACUGUCCAUCGGAGAUCACACUUAGAGGAGAAGCCCUAUAAAUGUAACGAGUGUGGGAAAACCUUCUGUCAGAAGUUACAUCUCACCCAACACCUGAGAACUCAUUCAGGUGAGAAGCCCUAUGAAUGUAACGAGUGUGGGAAAACCUUCUGCCAGAAGACCCAUCUCACCCUACACCAGAGGAAUCAUUCAGGAGAGAGACCCUAUCCAUGUAACGAAUGUGGGAAAUCCUUCUCUCGCAAGUCUGCCCUCAGUGACCACCAGAGAACGCAUACGGGAGAGAAACUUUACAAAUGUAAUGAAUGUGGGAAAUCCUACUACCGAAAAUCUACCCUCAUUACACAUCAGAGGACCCACACGGGAGAGAAACCCUAUCAGUGCAGUGAGUGCGGGAAGUUCUUCUCUCGGGUGUCGUACCUCACUAUACAUUAUAGAAGUCACUUAGAAGAGAAACCCUACGAAUGUAACGAGUGUGGGAAAACCUUCAAUUUAAAUUCAGCCUUCAUUAGACAUCGGAAAGUACACACAGAUGAGAAACCCCACGAAUGUAGUGAAUGUGGAAAGCUCUCUCAGUUCUCGUAUCUCACUGACCAUCCUGCGGCUCUUUUAGGGGACAAACCCUAUGAAUGUAGCGAAUGUGGGAAAAUCUUCCUUGACAGUUCAGCCUUCAGUGGGCACCAAUUGCUUCCAAAAGGGGAGAAAUCCUAUGAAUGUAACAUCUGUGGAAAAUUGUUCUCGGAGUUGUCGUACUAUACUAUACAUUACAGAAGUCACUCUGAAGAGAAACCCUAUGGAUGCAGUGAAUGUGGGAAAACCUUCUCCCAUAAUUCAUCCCUCUUUAGACAUCAAAGAGUGCACACAGGAGAGAAGCCCUACGAGUGUUACGAAUGUGGGAAGUUCUUCUCUCAGAAGUCCUAUCUCACCAUCCACCACCGGAUCCAUUCGGGAGAAAAGCCCUAUGAAUGUAGUAAAUGUGGGAAGGUCUUCUCUCGGAUGUCAAACCUCACUGUGCACUACAGAAGCCAUUCAGGAGAGAAGCCCUACGAAUGUAAUGAGUGUGGGAAAGUCUUUUCUCAGAAGUCCUACCUCACUGUACACUAUAGGACUCAUUCAGGAGAGAAACCCUACGAAUGUAACGAGUGUGGGAAAAAAUUCCACCACAGGUCAGCCUUCAAUAGCCAUCAGAGAAUUCACAGGAGAGGGAAUGUGAAUGUACUGGAUGUGGAGAAUCUCCUGUGACGUUAAAGGUCUUUGAGUAUGACGAAAUCUAAUGGGGAGUCAGAUGUCAUUGUCUGAGAGUUCGUGUUUCUGAAUGGGGAGAACCAUUGAGGCAUUAGAUUCAUCUCUACCUGAUUUCUUACAGAGAAGAAUCCCUAGGAAUACAAGAAGAAGCAAAGCCUUCAGCAAGAUCCUGCAAUGCGUUGGGCACAAGAUAAUUUAUACAGGAGUGAAACUUGAUGAAUAUUUAAUAUUUAUUUUGGAAUUCAAAUUAUAUUUACAUAUCAGGGAAUCAUACCAAGGCGAGAUCUAUCAGAGUGAUGAGUGUGGGAAAACAUAUUGUCUUGGAAAUUGUUAUACUAAAAGCCAUAUUUCUGAUGUAAAUUCUGAUGUUUAUAGGAAAGCUCUCAGAAGCUGUCAGCACUGAAUAAACCAUGGUAUAAAAUGAAGUUUUGGAAUCAUCAGGAGUUUAUAAGGAGGACAGUAGCAUUAAACACAUAUAUGACAGUUUCUAUCAUGUUUUAAAAAUGCAGUUUAACAGUAAUUGUAUGCAAAUUUGAAUUUGAAUUAUUUGGGAAAAGGCAGUAUUCUGAGUAUUGAGGUGGCAAAAUGUACUAAUACAGGAUAUGUGUUGUUGGUGACACAUUUGCUAGGUAUGAGAUAGUUAAGUACGUACUUUUCUAUUUGUUGGGAGGCAUUGACAAAUGGGUGUUUAGCAAAUGCCCCAUCAAUAAAGGCUAAGCCAGUGGUUUUUGUAGCGAAUUCAACUACAUUUGAGCAAAAAAGAUUUUAAGACACUAUUUUCAUAAACUAUGCAUAGAUGAUUUGGAGUUAAGUCUGUGUCAGUAAAAGAGGGCAUCCACAUAGUUUAUCUGUAGAAUACAUAAAACUCUUGUGCCACUCCGCUCAUCUAAUCCAUAGUUGAGUGUGCGGUGUGCCAGUAGUAUGUAAUUCAGAAAUUUCAUCUUUUAUCUGAUGUGAAUACUAUGUCAUUAUUUUGUGAACUGCCCUUCAUUCCCAGUAUUUUGGAACAAAUACAAGUUUCUAGCAGACAGUUUUAGUUGAUUAACUCAGUGUCUUUUCUCCCCUUAAUUCCUUGCUGGAAGAGUUUGUUCACCAUUUCCUCACAUGACACACAGGGUGAAUCCUGGUUCGUCUAAACCAGUCAUGAUAAUUCCAUUCCGAUUGCCAGUAACCUGUUUAUAGUGGUCACACGACCCAGUUCACUGGGCCAAGGAAUGCAAGGGUCCUUUAAUAAUCAAAGAUUAAGCACUGGACUACGUUACAGAAACAAGUAAUCUAGGAUGCAGAAAAGUCACGUGGUAAAGUCAGCAUCCAUUAAUGUUCUUCAUAAGCUGUGGAUUUGAAAGGAACUUCCCUACUUGGAUGAAAAGUUUCUAAAACUACAACCACCAGCAUACCUAAUACUGAAAUAUUGAAAGUUUUCUCCAGGAUGCAAAAAAAAAAAAAAAGAAGAAGAAGAAAAAAAUAUCUAUCUUCUGUCACUAAUUGUAUUCAGUAUUCUGCAGAAGGAUGUAACCAGGAGAAUAAGGCAAGAAAAAUAAUUAAAGAGCCUGAGGAUUAGAAGUAAAACUUUUAUUUGCAGUUGACAUGAUUCUGUACAUUGAAAGUUCUGAGGAAUGCACAAAUAAUUAGAAUUAAUGAAUAAGUUUAGCAGAGUCCCUGCAUAAAGCUUAUUAUGCAAAAAUAAUUUUUAAUAUACCAGCAGUGAACAUAAAAAAUGAAAAACUUAAAAGCAAUACCAUUUACAGUAGCAUCAAAAAUCCUCAAGUGCCUCGACGGAAAAUUACCUAACACCAUAUUUUCAAGAAAAAAAAUUACAAAACUUGAGAGGGCUAUAUCUGGUUCAUGGAUUCCGGGACAGUUUUAAAAAGAUCUCAGUUUCCCCCCCACAUUAAUUCAUAUGUUCAAUGCAAUCUUAAAAGUCCUACUAAGUUCUUGAAUUGAAAUUACACUAACUCUAAAAUUCAAAUGAAAAUUCAGAAGCCCCAUGGUAGUCAAGGCUAUCUUCCGGAAUAGACACAGUAAAAGAACUUAUAUUACCAGGUAUCAAGGAAGACCUGUCAUAAAGCCACAUAAAUUAUUAUAAUUGUGUGGUAUUGGUGCAGAGAUAAACAAAUUGACCAUUGGGACAGAAUAAAGAUUCCAGAAACACCCGUGUAUAAUACAGUCACUUGGUUUUUGCUGAAGAUGAUAAUGCAGUAUAAUGGGGGAGAAGAUAUUCUUUCUAAUAAAUGCUUUGUCAAUUAAAUUUAAUAAUUUAAUAGAAAAUAGAGAAGUGGGGGGUUGAGAUGGAUUACAGAUCUAAAUAUGAAAUAUAAAAUAAUAAAGCUUUAAAAAGAAAACUUAGCAGACUGUACAUAGCCUUAUAGUAAGAAAAUUUUUCUUAAGACCCCCAAAUCACUAAACUAUAAAAUAAAACCAGUUAAUUUGGAUAUAUUAACUUUUUGAAACUUAUGUUUAUAAAAAGGACCCCAUUAAGAAAGCAAAUAGGCAAGAAACGGGGAGGAUACUUGCAACUUACGUAUAUGACAACAGACUUGAGUGUAGAGGAAAGGGUGGUGAUGGUUUUUGGAAGGGGCCAGUUAGUAAAUACUUGGGGUUUUGUGAGCUAGACAGUCGCUGUGAACGUGUCUGUGUCUCAAUAAAACUUUAUUCACAAACACAGGCAACAAUCUGGAUUUGGCCCGACGGCCACACUUUCCAGCCCUGGAUCUAAAAUUGAAAAAGAACUCUUACAAAUCAACAAGAAAAAAAUAGAAAAUGGGCAAGAGAUUGGGACAUCCACUUAACAAAAGAGAAUAUCCAGAUGGCCAGUAAACACGAAAAGGUACGUUAUUUUUAUUAGUAAUCAGGGAAAUGUAAAAUUAAAACACCACCCACCCACUGAGAUGGUUAAAAUAAAAAGCAUAAAAAAAGAAUCCAGUUUUGGCAAGGAGGUAAGCAGCAGGAGGCCUACCGUGCUCGAGGUAUCACCAACUGGUAUGACCAUUUGGGAAAGCUGGCACUUUGAAAAUGCGUAUACCCUUUUAACCCGAACCUAGCAGAAAGGUGUGUUUAUGUCAACUAAAGGACAUACUAGAAUAUUCAUGGCAUACUAAAACCAGAAUUCUCUAAAGGGAUAUAUGUUUCACUGCAGAAUGUAGAGCGUUGGGAACAAGUGAACCUUAAGUAUUUGCAAUAGUAGCUUGGUUUCACAGAGCUGAAUGACGGAAGCCAGACACAGGCACACAUUGCAUGACCAUCUGUGUAAAGCAUAAGCACAGGAAAACUUGUCUAUGCAGUUAGAAGUCAGGAUAGUGGCUAGCCUUGGGCAAGGCUGAAAAGGGGGUAUUUAUCUGGUGCUGGUAAUACUGUUUCUAAAUCUGGGUGCUGAAUAUCUGAGUGUUCUGUGCACUUAAGAUAUGUGUCUUUUUCUGCAUGUACAUUAUUUUAAAAUCCUGCAUCAUUUUGUGCAGGAAAUAUUCUUUAGAGUAGUUUUAAUGGCACCUACGGAGAUUUCCUACACUGUGACCUUAAAGCUUAAUAUAAAGUAUAUUUUAAGUAAAAUAUCUGAAAAGGUGACAGGGCCAUUACAUAUUUUGUCAUCCUACCCUUUUGCGUAUAUAAAUGGGUCUGAAUCACCUCUUCUAAUAAAGAACUAACGUGUAAA
This is a messenger RNA of Ailuropoda melanoleuca (giant panda), 6074 nucleotides long. RefSeq names its product RB associated KRAB zinc finger (gene RBAK). The transcript has 5 exons. Lineage: Eukaryota; Metazoa; Chordata; Mammalia; Carnivora; Ursidae. Gene Ontology annotation, molecular function: DNA-binding transcription factor activity; RNA polymerase II cis-regulatory region sequence-specific DNA binding. The record is from RefSeq and is a predicted model, not a curated record. Gene Ontology annotation, biological process: regulation of transcription by RNA polymerase II. The coding region runs from base 266 to 2422 and encodes 718 amino acids.